This is a messenger RNA of Carassius gibelio (silver crucian carp), 3870 nucleotides long. RefSeq names its product cytokine receptor common subunit beta. Bases 650 to 2689 code for a protein of 679 amino acids. Gene Ontology annotation, biological process: cytokine-mediated signaling pathway; immunoglobulin mediated immune response. Gene Ontology annotation, molecular function: cytokine receptor activity; protein binding. Gene Ontology annotation, cellular component: external side of plasma membrane. NCBI's taxonomy places the organism in Eukaryota, Metazoa, Chordata, Actinopteri, Cypriniformes, Cyprinidae. The record is from RefSeq and is a predicted model, not a curated record. The transcript has 14 exons.
GGAGGAGAAAGAGAAAGAGAGAGAAUUUUCUGGCACUUCCAAUAUAUCCUGCUUUUUAUUAAAGAGCUUGUUACAGCGUUUGAGUCUGCAUAUGUGGUUCAAGAGUGUUUCUUAGCAUGUAAGCGAGUCAGUGUGGGUGUUUAAGUGUGAAAUUGUGUAUAUCGGUGUGAAUACGUGUAGAUGUGUUCUUCCAUGCUUCUGGGAGCUGUGACUCUCCAUGUCUGGUGUUCAUGCUUUAAAUGUGAAUAUUGUCAUUAUAAUGUAUUAAUCCAGACUUCAUUCUGUUUCUGGAUCAUAUUUAGCCGCAUGUAAACUCUGUUCCUGUGGAAAGACUGUUUCUGAUGACCCAGCAACUCAUGUUUUUACCAAACCAAGAAAAAAAAGGAACUAUUGGCUUUGAGGUUUUUCAAGUAAAUGAUCUCAUGUGUGUAUAUGCACUUCAGUAACGAGAGCACAGCCUCAAACACGCACUAGGCAAGCAUACUGAUUUGAAGUUGACUGUAACGGACCAACUCUUUUAUCUAAGCGCUGAUGAAUGGAACAUUUACAAGCCUUUCUUGAUGACAGAGAAACAGAUAUCUUGAAAGUAACCGGCAGAACCACCUGCUGUGAAAAGCGCCUGGCUUUGUGAUCUAGGAUCUCAGCUACAAUGUUCUCCACGUGGAUUCUGCAUAUGGUUGGAUUCACUCUGCUGGUCAGAGGAGACAUCAGUGAUGAACAGUGUCCUCCUCAUGAAGUCACACCUGGGGAAGAAUCUGCAGUGAUGGAGUCCUUGCAGUGCCACAAUGACUACAUGACCUAUGUGCAGUGCACAUGGGAGGUCGAUCCACAUGUUCAUUCACAAGAUACAGAAAACAUGCCUAAAUUGUACUAUGGGGACUACGAUGACACAGUUUUAGAAGAAGAAACACCUUGCGUCUCAAAUAGAUCCAGUGUGCUGCUACCCAGUGGGAAGAUCUCUCACACGUGUCGCUAUAACACUGACAGGUUUGCUAUAGGAGCAGAUCACGUUCUCUACUUCAAAGUGCCCUGUGUACCCAAAGCCACCACUCUCAGAAUUGCAGACGAAGGAAAAGUUAGGGCCCCAAUUGACUUGACGGAGACGAUGACUGAUAACGGAGGUCGUCUGCUGUCCUGGAGAAGCCAGUAUCCUGCAUCCUCAAAAAUCACAGGAACUCUUGUGUACCAGCUUCAGUAUCGCAAAGACAUGGAUAACUGGACUAUUGUGGAUAACAUCAGUGCUUCCGAGUAUAUGAUUGACAAGGAGUCACUUUCGGGUUACCAUUAUCAAGCCAGAGUGAGGGCGCGAGGCCCUGUAGGACUCUGGAGUGACUGGAGCCCCCUGCUGUCCUGGAAGACUCACAAUGAUGGACCCUUUAACCUGAAGUGUGUGAUAAUGGAAGAAACGACCGUGACGUGUACCUGGCAAAUGAAGACAGAAUAUUAUCAGUUUAUGUCUUAUCAUCUCUGGUGCAGUGAUAAUGAUAACGCUGAACUCUCAGCUUGUUGCAAAGAUCCACAGCUUCAGUCGAGCGGCGCUGACCUUUCUGAGUUUGUGUGUUCUGUAAAUACCUCUGACCCUUCCCUGUUAACAGUGGAGCUGAGACCAGUGUACUACACUAGGACGUUCUAUACUGAAAAACACAUUAAACUUUCACAACCUGGCCCGAUCCAUGUAGAGGAAGUAGAUGGUGGUUUCAUACUGAACUGGACUGAACCAGCUGUGUCCGAAUAUAUUAAAUACUCCAUCCAGAUAAAAAUCUCACCCUUCAAGACCUCAGAAAGCGAGAUCCUUCCUAUGGGGCAAAACUAUUUUGAGAUUUCAUCUGAGCUUCUAGAUCCUUCAACUGAAUACCAGGCCCAGAUCAGAUUACUGCAUGUAACUGAUGGUGUUUAUGACGUUCAGCCAUCAGAAUGGUCCGAGCCAGCAGCGUUCAAAACUAACCCGGUUUCAUCGCCCAUCAGCUUUGUAAUCUACAUUUUGACUCCUGUGUUCGUGGCUAUGCUUUUCAUCAUCUUGUACAACACCCUUCCAGUCUUACACAGAAGAAUCACAUUGUGGAAGGGAUCAAUUCCAUCGCCCAUAAAGAGCAAAGUGCUGGAGGGGAUGGUGAAGAAGUCUCAGAGUGGAUGGCCAAAUCUCCAGAGCGAGAACGAGUCAACCUCCAUUUGUGUUCUACUGGCGGCAGACAACGUCAGUCUCUGCAAAAGCAGUGUCUCUUCGGAGCCGUGUUUGUCACACAGUGAGGAGGCUGUUAAAAUGGCACAGUCAGGUGGAUCAGACCACAUGCACGCCUAUGUGAGUGAAAGCAUGCGCAAGGAAAAAUCAGGCAUGAACUUCAGCGGACCUUAUAUUAUGUGCUGUGAGCAAUCCUGCACCCAGUUCAAAUUUCCUGACAGCUCUAUAGACAAAGAUCACACAUGUGCGUCGGGAAAGUCUGAGAAUUUUGCUCCUGUAAAUGGAGGCUACGUUAUUAAUCUUCCCACCACCAUGCCAGCAACUCAAAACCCGGUCACUGUUGACAGCCCGACCAAUAACCCUUCAGACGAACCCCCUGCGUACACCCCCGGCCCAGAUCAGGGGUGUAUGGUCCUCCCUCAUCCAUCUGGCUACUUCACAAUGCCAUGUGUCGUCACAGACCAAUCCGAGCCGAAAGGAUGCAUGAAGAUUGCACAUUCAGGAACAUAAUGACCAAGGACUCAAUGACUGUUAGUCAUUACUUUUUAAAUGAAGAAAAAAAAGAACAAAUAAUAAUAAAAAUAAUAAAAACCAUGAGGGGACCUACAGGCUCAAAGAAGGAAUAAGAGAUGGACGAUCAGAGCUAAGCACAAUCAGUGGAUCACAGUGAAUGUAGUUCAGAUCUUUGCUUUAUUUAAACUUUAUGAGCAAUGGUCUAAAGAAAGAUGAAUGUUUUGCAUGCUCAUAAUGAAAGGGGGUGAAAGAAUCAUUGGAGCUUCAAUAGGACUUUGAGUUGUACCGUGAAAGUCUCACCAACAGAUGGAAGUGUUGCUUUAAAUGAAUGUAUGAUAAGGCCAAAAAUUCUCAUUUCCUCAGUGCAAACUGUGGAAAGCAAACAAGGCAUUAGUCGAAAUGACUGUUUUUUCCACAGUGUCUCACAUAUCCCGCUGCAUUGAAUGUAUUCUUCUCAAGUUUUUGCAGUUAAUUCAGCUUGACAGACACUGGCGGCCUCAUUCACUAACUGUGUACGCUGGCAUUUGUGUGAUUAGGAACGUUUUCACAAAUAAAUCACAUGCCAUCAGUAAGGUUAAAUAAAUGACUGUGUGAAGAAAUGGAAGGCAAUUUUAAACUGUAAUAGAAAACAAACAGACUGAUUCUACAAAUGUUAGAAAUAUUUUGGGAAUGAACAAAUUAAAAUUACUGAGAGGCUGCAUUUACUAUAUAUAGGCUGAUAUAAAAAUAGAAUGGUAAUAUUUGAUUCACACUAAUAACAUACUGCUCAAUCGCACGAUCUUAUGUAAAAUACACCGUAUGUUGAAUGAGAAGUACACUGACUUAGUGAAUGGGGCGCAUUUUUGUAUAUAAGUAGUGCUGUUUUUGGAUUUUUGCAAACUUUAUACUUUUUAAGACAUUUAAAAUGAAAGUUUUAAAAAAUAUAUAUCUCCUUAACUUGCAUCGUGUUAAAAUUGCGAAUGUUGUUAUGUGUCAUCUAAAACAUUAAAGCUAUUUAUGUGCUGAGCUAAAGGCAGUCUCAGGUUGAUCAUGAGCAUGCCCAACCUAACAAAAAACAAAAAGGCUUUCUUCUAGCUGUCUCUGGUUUAAGAGAAAGUAUUAAAAGUGUUUAUUUUCUUGAGCUGUGAUUGUAAACGAUAUGUACUCAAGCACAUGGUAUUAAAGAUUUAGCUAAAGUU